Acanthoscelides obtectus is the source of this 2312-nucleotide messenger RNA. Lineage: Eukaryota; Metazoa; Arthropoda; Insecta; Coleoptera; Chrysomelidae. The record is from the annotation of a GenBank genome assembly.
GUCCCACACUCCCAUGCGAGCUGGAACCACGGCGUAUGGGGUCCGUAAACUGGAUUCCACCUGCCGGUCCCCUAGGACUACUAAAGAAAAUCGAUUCACAGCUUUGCUGGUGACAAAGUCUACGUAUUUUUGUUAUCUGUCACAUGGAAAAUUGUACUAGAAGCUGUUUCGAAGAGCGUUUAAUAUCCCCAUAAAAGUGAUCUGAGUGAACAUCUAGUCAGCUCUCAGCUCAGUCGUGGUUGUAUUCGCGAGGUUUUGCUUCACCAGUUGACCAUCAGUGACCCCAGUCGGUGACCACCUUGUGGUGGUUGUUACUGAUUGUUUUUGUUCCGAUAUGUAAGUGCCAAUAAAGGGACUCGUGCCUAGUGGAACUGUGUUCGCCAUGAAGAGCACACUAGGACUAACACUGAACACACUGCUAAUAUCAAUUGUGAUAGCACAAGACAUACAGUUCCACGUAGACAGAAGAUUUCCGAGGCGGUACUGUGGCAGCAGGCUAGCUCGAGUCUUGUCAGAAUUCUGCUUAUCGUUUUAUUCACCUUCUUCAGACAACAGAGUAAAGCGUCAGAUUACUACAGAAUGCUGCUACAAUGAGUGCUCAUUGGACUAUUUACUGGACUCUUAUUGUGCAUCUGUAGAUACAAUUGAGCUAAGGUGCAGGCGUAAUGCUAGGCUGUACUGAGAAGACCAGAAAAUUGAAUCUAUAUGUGUAUGCUUCAGCAGUGGCUGUAAACCUAACGCUUCUAUCCUCAAGCACGACAGUAGUAUGGACCUCACCCGUGAUCCCUCAGCUCCAGUCGAACGACCCCGAUGUCAACCCACUCGGAAAACCGAUCACACCUUUAGAAGAAUCUCUGAUUGGAGGUCUACCUUACAUCGGGGGAAUGAUCGUACCGUUAAUGAUGGGCAAACUGUGUGACCUCAUUGGUAGAAAAAGAACCUUACUCCUAAUCAUCUUGCUGCAUCUGGUUUUCUUUGGGAUACUGGCCUUCGCAAAGACUUUGUAUCUUUACUACAUUACGAGGACUAUACUUGGCGGGCUUUUCUUCUAUGCUUUGACAGUUAAUAACAUUUACAACUCGGAGAUAGCUGAAGAUAGUAAUAGGGGGAUAAUUUAUAGUACUAUAGUGCUGUUUCAUGUUAGUGGGUUUCCUUAUGGAUAUAUAACAGGGUUUUACCUCCCCGUGAAGGCCUAUACUUUAGUAUGUACUGUUCCAAUGAUCCUAAGUUUCAUUUUGAUACUGUUCGUUAUUCCAGAAUCGCCUUAUUAUCUCGCUAAAACAAACGAAACUCAAGCGGCUGAAGUUUUAAGGAAGUUGAGGAACAAAGACGAUGUUAGUAAAGACCUAGAUGUUAUCAAAGCAACUAUAGAAGCAGUGUCGAAUUCUAACAAAAAAGCGAACUGGGGAAUGCUUUUAACUGACCCUUUGAAUAGGAAGGCUACGUUAAUUUGCUUUGGAGCUAUGUUUUUGCAAGAAGCAUCUGGGAUUCCCGCAAUUAUAGCCUUCAGCGGUCCUAUUUUCAAUUCGGUAGGAUUGUCUGGUAAUUUUGUUUCAGUUUUGCUAGGUAUGGUUAGGUCAUUUGUCGGUUUUAUUACAAUCGGUCUUGUAGGAAAAUGUGGGAAACGUCUGUUGAUGUUAGUUUCUACAUCUGGAUGCGCCGUUGCCAUGCUCAUAACGGGAAUAUAUUUCUAUUUGGAAAAUAUUGGUUUUCAAGGUAUUGAAUCCUAUGUGCUAAUACCAGUGAUAUGUGUAAUUCUUUUUAUGUGUUCUUAUGGAAUCGGGCUAGGAAUAGGUUGCGUAGCUCUUCAAGGAGAACUUUUUCCAGAUGAUAUGAAAAAUGCUGGGGUAUCUGUAGUAAACAUUUGGGGUUCUUUUCUCUGUUUUGCAGUCACUUUUGGUUUUCCACUGAUUGCGUAUUAUCUGGGAAUGUACUGGCCGUUUCUUUUAUUCGGUAUAGUUAGUGCGUCAGGAAUCGUUUUUACUUACUGUUUUUUUCCAAACACGGAGGGAAAAAGUUUCCUCGAAAUCCAGGAAACUCUGAGAGGUAAUAUACGAAAAUCCUAAAGUGGAAACAAUGCGUUAUAUUUACUGUUCUUCUAACUACAAAUUGUUGCUCCAAAUUGUAUAUUAUUCUGUAAAUAGUGUGUAUUGUAUCAAUAAGUAUGCUAUCAGUAUUCUGACAAAUCUCGGCUUGUUUAUAAAAUAAAGCGUUACUAUACAUAAAUGUUUUUUUAAGUUGACUUUUUCCAUUGUUUCAGUACCAUACGUAUCUUCGAGUAUUAAAGUAAACAGCAGGAAAACGUUUCAGGC